AUGAUUGACACUGUGAACGACGACCACAAACAGGCGAGCAACUGGGUCGUAGCGAAUCUUAUUAAGGAUAGAGUUGCUGGAACCGGUCGUAUUUACAAGAUAAAGCAUAUUAAGGAGGAUGUCCGUAAAGAGUUCGGGGUGAACAUAAGUUAUGACAAGGCCCAUCGAGCACGAGAGUUAGCAUCUGCUAUUGUUAGGGGCCGACCGGAGGACUCCUACAUGCAUCUCCAUGCAUACAAUGAAGCGAUAAAAAUAGAGAAUCCAUGUGCUAUUUUCCACAUCGAGACUGAAGGUUCGCUUAACUUCAAAUACUUGUUCAUGGCAUUGGGUGCUAGCAUUAGAGGGUUUCAGCCAAUCACAAGGCGUGUAAUCAUGGUUGAUGGCACACAUUUGAAGGGGAAGUUCAGAGGAGUGAUACUAAUAGGUGUCGCCAUGGACGGGAAUAAUCAAAUAUAUCCACUUGCAUUCGGGAUUGUAGACAACGAAAGCGAUGCAUCGUGGAAGUGGUUUAUGAAGAACUUGAAGGACAUGAUCGGACACCCACCAGAACUUGUAUUCAUAUCUGAUCGACAUGAUGCAACGUAUGUGUAUCGGAAGUCACAGUUCACGUACUACUGGAACCAGAUACUAUCGGUUGGAUCGGGUUCACUUGCCAAAUACUUACAAGAAAUUGGGGUAGAACGGUGGGCCCGAUGCUACCAAGUUGGUAGAAGAUAUGAAAACAUGACGACAAACAGCGCUGAGUCGUUUGAGAAGUCUCAUCGCUACACAGUCAAAUCAGUCGACUGGUGCAUGUUUCAUGUUGAGGACGGUGGCUUGGACGGGAAGGCUGAUUUGAAUGCCCGUACAUGUACAUGCAUGGAGUUCCAGUACAUGGGCAUUCCAUGUUCGCACGCAAUUGCAGUAGCGAGGCACAAGAAUAUAAAUUGUCACACGUUGAUCGAUCCAUGCUACAGUGUGGACUCCCUAAUUGGUGCCUACGCCGAACCAAUCUUACCGGUAGGCCACAUGUCGGAAUGGAAAAGGCCAGUUGAUUACCAGCCUAUUCCCAUCCAACCACCAGAACUUGUUAAACAUGCAGGCCGGCGUAGAACGCAACAGAUCACCUCAACCGGUGAGCGUCGUGUUGUCAACAAGUGUUCUUGA
Momordica charantia (bitter melon) is the source of this 1146-nucleotide messenger RNA. RefSeq lists its product as uncharacterized. Gene Ontology annotation, molecular function: zinc ion binding. The record is from RefSeq and is a predicted model, not a curated record. Lineage: Eukaryota; Viridiplantae; Streptophyta; Magnoliopsida; Cucurbitales; Cucurbitaceae.